Molecule: messenger RNA, 844 nt
Organism: Ornithorhynchus anatinus (platypus)
Lineage: Eukaryota; Metazoa; Chordata; Mammalia; Monotremata; Ornithorhynchidae
Gene: PPP1R1C
Product: protein phosphatase 1 regulatory inhibitor subunit 1C
Exons: 5
Coding region: 119-448 (109 amino acids)
Biological process (GO): intracellular signal transduction
Cellular component (GO): cytoplasm
Molecular function (GO): protein phosphatase inhibitor activity
Source: RefSeq, a predicted model, not a curated record
GAGAAGCGCCGGCCGGCUUUGAGGAGCGAGCCAGAGGGAAGACCCCCUCCCAGGAUCUUUUCUCCCCGGCCUCGCCUCGGCCCGGCUCUUCCCUGCUCUCGCUAUCACCUCGGCCAUCAUGGAGCCCAACAGCCCCAAAAAGAUACAGUUCGCGGUGCCCUUAUUUCAGAGUCAGAUAGCACCUGAGGCGGCCGAACAGAUCCGGAAACGUAGGCCCACCCCGGCCUCCCUGGUGAUUCUGAACGAACACUCUUCCCCAGAAAUCGAUGAGAAGAUAGUCACCAGCUCACAAGGAGAAUCCCAGAAUGCAUCGCCUAAACAGAGGAAGCAGAGUGUGUACACUCCUCCUUCAGUGAAAGGGGUGAAGCACCUGAAGAACCAGAGCGACUCGGCUGUCCCGGAAGAAGAAGAGGGAGCGAAUGAAAGAGGAGGACCGUGGGACCACUAGUUCCAGAGCGGUGACCCAGUAGGUCCUUGGAAUAACUGGACUGGUAAUCUUUGACACCCAACCAAAGAACUCCAUCGCUUGACUUCCUGAACUCCGCCUCAGCAGACCACAGUAAAAGUCGAAAUCUUCCUCCUGGAAUUGUUCCUUGACUGGUAUUUAAAUCCAUGUGCAAUUUGUUCCUUAUAACCAAAGAAUAGAUGUUUAUUUUCCAGUAGUUUUUCCUCCCUCACAACUUAGAAAGGCCACCCGCAAACAUGUUCGUGAUUUUGUGUGACUACUGCCAGAGCUAGAGACCUGAUUUGCCCUUCUAAUGUGAUUCGCGUUCUAAGGUCAACUGUAAAUACAGUCGUACGGAUUUAAGAGAUACACAAUAAAUAAUCGAUCCAUUUAGACAAG